AUGAUGAAGUCACUCUUUCAACUACUCUUGUUUACUAGCAUUGCCGUCGCGGGGAAUGACUGGUCUACAGCAUGCCAUCAAGGACAAUGUGCGUGGGACUCCUCUACACACGGAGGAUCGGCGUCUUUGCAACUGUGGUCCUCGUCUCCAACCGCAAUUGCGGAUAUUACGCCUGCGGCUGGCUGGACUAUCCUUACGUGCUCGGGCUCUGCCGCUGCGCAAACCGUCCGGAUUGCAUGUGUGGACGCAUCCUCAGGCUGCUCGCACCUCCUCGAUCCAAACACGAACCCCAUUGGCCGGAUCCUACGUCUGACGGACGAGUGCGGCACCAUGCCGUUUGCUAGGAUCGCGCACAUGCGCCCUGCAGACGAUCAGACUCUGCCCUCCGCUCUCUCGCGUCGUGCCGCGCCGCCAGCCGUAUACGAUGUUGCACUCGAUACAAACUUCAGCGCCGGCUCUGAGCAUGGCACGGUGAACUUCGCGCUGACGGCAUCCUCUCUUCCAGACGUUCACGCUCGCACGAUCGAGCGCGUGCCUCGAGGUCGUUACCUGCCGCGCUCAUUCGCAGAAGAGCUGGACAGCGCUUCAAAGCGCGCGUAUAUGAAACAUGGGCUUCGAGAGCUCGCAACUGUACCUCAGGAAGACUUUCAGAACUCUUUUGACAAACAGGACAAUAUGUCCUUCCCGGUCAAUAUCAACCAGUCCAAUCUGAACGUAUUCAACACGACGAUAAACUGCCAAUCCUCUCCCGUACCAUUCGACGCAAGCAUCUCCGUUGACGUCGACGCCGUCGUCGAUGCACAAUUCACACUCGGCGUCGUGGUUACUGGUCAUCUUUUGCCGCUGCCUAAACUCGACUCAGCGGCGAUCACGGCAGGGAUGACCGGCAGCAUCGAUAGCGCUCUCCACGUCAAAGCCAGCGCAGAUGGAAUAUUUUCGUCACCCAGCAUUACGCUCCUGGAUCUUCCGCUUCCCGGAGGUAUUGACAUUCCAGGGAUUCUUCAACUUGGGCCCGCGUUCAAGGUUUUGGCGAGCGCUAAUGCCAAUUUGGGGAACGGCAUAGACACGACUAUUGGCCUCACCUACCAGAUAGACAAUGCAAACAUGGUAUUCCCGCCAGACCAGGGUGAGAGUGGUGGGAACUUCUCGCCAAACGAGACUCCUCUCCAACUCAGCAUGGACACAAAUGUCACUGGUUCGAUCUCGCUGACAGGACAUCUCAUUCCUGAGCUCGUCAUUGGCAUUGAAGUCUUAGAGGGCGCUGUUAAGUCGGAGAUCACACUGUCACUCGACGCAUCUGCUACCGUGACCGUGGAUGGUGGCGCAGAUGUCACCGACACCACCGGCUCAUCCGCAGUGUUGACCGCACAGGGAGCGUGUGUCGACGUCAGCACAGCUCUUGCAGUCAACGCCGGUGCUAGUGCUGGCUUGUUGGACAUCUUUAGCAGCGGUGCGAGUGUGAACCUGUUCGACAAGUCUUUCGAUCUCUACAAUAGUUGUACUGGUUCGGCCGACGCGACUAGCACGUCUGCGGACAAUCGUGCCACAGCCUCAAGCUCCGUCGAGAGCCUGGCAAGCUCGUCUACGGUGCAGGCUUCUUCGGCCGAGUAUAGUGCUACCAGCAUGACAACGAACAUUGCGUCUACGGUGCUGGAACCCGAGCCAACAGUGACGUCUACUAGCACAGGAUCGUCUUCGACAGCAACCUACUCCGUGUCUGCUCGCGCCCUCCCUGUCGCCGUUUCUGUGCCGCGCGCAGCUGCUGUUGAUGUCCACUCCCUCAGCAAACGCGACAUAACUUGCCCUCGACUACCGUUUAACAUACACGCUCCCACUACCACUAACAAGGCUACACCCACCGCUACUUCCUCGUGA
Messenger RNA from Peniophora sp. CBMAI 1063, 1875 nucleotides. The record is from the annotation of a GenBank genome assembly. NCBI's taxonomy places the organism in Eukaryota, Fungi, Basidiomycota, Agaricomycetes, Russulales, Peniophoraceae.